Musca vetustissima is the source of this 5049-nucleotide messenger RNA. It is a transcript of the gene polybromo, whose product is annotated as protein polybromo-1. The record is from RefSeq and is a predicted model, not a curated record. The transcript is spliced from 2 exons. The coding region runs from base 1 to 5046 and encodes 1681 amino acids. Gene Ontology annotation, cellular component: RSC-type complex. Gene Ontology annotation, biological process: chromatin remodeling. NCBI's taxonomy places the organism in Eukaryota, Metazoa, Arthropoda, Insecta, Diptera, Muscidae. Gene Ontology annotation, molecular function: chromatin binding; protein binding.
AUGCUGAGCCGUAAACGACGAGCAAGUUCGAUUAGCAGUAAGAAUGACGAUGAACCUUUACAAAUGGACGACUCCACACCGGAGAAAUCACCGGUAUUGGCGACAGCAUCAAAUUCCAUAAUUUCCUCAAUGACCGCUGUUCGCAAGAAACGCAAAAUGGAUUCGAGUGAAAUGUGCCAGUCGCUAUACGACUCCGUACGGAAUCUGAAAAAGGAAGAUGGUUCCAUGUUGUGUGACACAUUCAUAAGGGCACCCAAGCGACGCCAAGAGCCCUCAUAUUAUGAUGUGGUCAACAAUCCAAUUGAUUUGUUGAAAAUACAACAAAAAUUGAAAACCGAUGCUUACGAAGAUUUGGAUGAAUUGGUGCAGGAUUUCGAAUUGUUGGUAAACAAUGCCAAGGCAUUUUAUAAACCAGACACCACAGAACAUCAGGAUGCCGUGGCAUUGUGGCAAUAUGUCCUUGCCCAUAAACAGAAGUUGCUCGAGUCUUUGGGGUUGGUAGAAGAAGAACCGAAAAAUAAACGGGGCCGCAGACGUUUGACUUGCAACACCGAUGAAGAUGGCGGCUCCAAGGAAGAUGACGUAAAUCUAUAUGAAGAACUGUUUGCCUCUGUUAUGACAUCUGUGGACAGCACUAUGAAUGACAGACCCUUGCACCGCAUGUUCCUAUUGCUACCCUCAAAGAAAAUGUAUCCGGAUUAUUAUGAUGUCAUUGAACAUCCCAUCGAUUUGCGGCUGAUUGCCACAAAGAUACAAACCAAUGCCUAUUCCAAUUUGCAAGAAAUGGAAAAGGAUUUGCUGCAAAUGACCAAGAAUGCCUGCCAAUUUAAUGAGCCCGGUUCACAAAUCUACAAAGAUGCCAAGACAUUAAAGAAAAUAUUUACCCAAAGGAGGGUGGAGUUGGAAACGGGAAAAGUGAAACCCAUCAAACGGCCAAAAUCUCUAAUGUCGGCUGCCAUAGCGGCCCUUAAAGAAGAAGUCGACAGUUCGGAUGAUGAGGAGACCAGCAAAAAAGGAGAAGGUCCCAUGUGGGCACUAUUCGAUCAUCUAUACAAUGCUCCUGGUUUCUCUGAACAUCCAGGAGCAACAGGUCCCCCCUUGGGCACCUCACUAUGGAAAUUACCCAUACGCCGCUUUCAUCCAGAAUAUUUUGAACUCAUCAAACGUCCCAUUUCCAUGUGUCAAAUUCACACUAAAUUGAAUAAAGGAGAAUAUGCCAACAUCAGUGACCUUACGGCAGAUUUGUAUUUAAUGCUUGACAAUGCCAAAAAGGCCUAUCCUCCGACACAUCGCACCCACAAGGAUGCCGUGAAAAUGUUAAAACUAAUGAAUGCCAAACUGGUGGAAGAUGCUCCCGAUCAAGAUACCAGUGAAAUGGAAGAUGAGGAAGAAGACGAAGAGGUCGAUGAUGAUGAAAGUGAACAAAACACCUUGGUUGCAUCUGCAGGUCCAACACCAAAGAAAAAAGGUCGUCCACGUCUUAAUCAAUCGGCCAAUAGCAGUACCUUAAAUACAUCGGUGGUUGCAACACCUAAACCACAACGUAUGACCAUAACUCCGCCACUGAAGAAAAAGAUCUUGGCUUUACAUAAAUAUUUAUUGGACUUUUCGUUGGGUACACGCAAACCUAUAGAUUUGUUUAUGGAGAAACCACCUCGGAAAAUCUAUCCUGAUUAUUAUGAUGUCAUACAAAAUCCCAUCGAUAUGAAUACGAUCGAGAAUAACAUCCGUGGGGAUAAAUAUCGUGAUGUUGAAGAUGUUGUCGCCGAUUAUCGGUUGAUGUUUGCCAAUUGCCGGCAAUAUAAUGAAGAGGGUUCCACUAUCUAUGAAGAUUCCAAUAUUUUGGAAAAGGCCUUGAAUGAAAAACUUGUUAAAGAUUUCCCAGGCUUGAAUGAAAUCAAAAAGCCUUUGCAAAAACUUAAAUGUGGUCGACGUCGUGCCAAUGUACCAAUGGGUGAAAAAUUAUGGCAAUUUUAUGAAUCGAUUCGUGAUUAUCAGGAGCCCAAAGGAAAACGGCAGCUAUCGUUGAUAUUCACCAAGUUACCGUCAAAAACUGACUAUCCCGAUUACUAUGAUAUUAUUAAGGAACCCAUCGAUAUGGAAAAGAUUGCCAAUAAGCUGAAGCAAGGAGUUUACGAGACCAUAGAUGAAUUGGCCGCAGAUUUCCUUUUGAUGUUGGAAAAUUCCUGUAAAUACAAUGAACCUGAUUCACAAAUCUACAAGGAUGCUUUGGUCUUGCAGCAGCUGACAUUGCAAUUGAAACAGAGUUUACGUAGUGCUGGUGAUACAGUACCUGAUGUUGGUCUCGCUGUACAGGAGUUAUUAAUGUCACUGUUCUCUUCACUAUAUAAUCAUCAAGAUGAGGCAGGACGUUGCUAUUCAGAUUCGUUACUGGAAUUGCCGGAAUAUGAUGAAUUGCCAGGUGAUCAGAAGGUACGUGGUAUAUCAUUGGAUGUAGUUAAACGUCGUUUAUAUAAGGGUGUCUAUAAACGUUUGGAUAUCUUCCAAGAAGACGUCUUUGCCUGUCUGGAGAGGGCUAGAAAAUUAUCCCGCACUGAUUCGGAUAUUUUCCAAGAUUCUAUAGAGUUACAGACAUUCUUUAUUAAGAAACGAGAUGAAGUUUGUCGUGACACUUUGAGUAGUCCCGCUUUGAGUUACACCUUGGAAAAGAUGUUGGCUGAAGUGGAGCAAUUGAAACAACAAAAAUCUUCACAAGAGGAACAAGAACAGGAUCAAGAUGACAAGGAAGAUGUAGAUCGUGCCGCCAUGCAGGGAGAAAGUAUGACAUUUAAUCAGAAGGUCUUCUCCCCCGGAGAUUUUGUGUACUUCACCCACAAUGAACAUAAAUCGCUGAGUAUCGCCUAUAUUGAACGUCUCUGGACCACCGAGGAUGAUAAGAAAAUGAUGUAUGGUUCGGUAUUCUUGAGUCCCCAUGAAACCUAUCAUGUCCAGACAAGAAAAUUCUUCGAGAAAGAAGUCUUCAAGAGCAGCGUUUCCCAGAAUAUACCCAUGGAAAGGGUACAGGGUAAAUGCUAUGUAAUGCACAUCAAGGAUUACAUCAAGGCUAAGCCGGAAAACUUUGAUGACAAAGAUGUGUUUGUGUGCGAAUCACGGUAUCAUGUGCGAUCAAGAUCUUUUAAGAAAUUCAAAAAUUGGCCAUUUGUCCGAGAAAAUGAUCCCGUGAAGUUGACACCCCGAGAUAAGCCCAUUGAAAUAAAGCGUGUUAUGUCGGUGUUCAAGGAACGUGUGGAGAAACACAAAGGGGAAUUGGAGGAAUUGAAAAUGCAGGAAUCGUUGGUGGAGAAGGAGAAACCCAAUGUGGCCUGUGAUCCCCCACCAAAUGCCGAACCCAAUGCUGUGUACUAUCAGCAGUUCAACACCAUUUGUAGUGGUGUGGUGAAGACGGGUGAUUUUGUGUAUGUGGCCACUCAGGGUGGCAAACAAUCUAUUGCUCAAAUUCAUCAAAUCUGGGAACAGAAUAAUAAAUCCUACUUUAAGGGUCCCUGGUUGUUGGCUCCCAACGAGAUUCAACCUCCAUUGCCCACCCAGCCACCGUUUGGCAAACAAUUCUAUCGCCAGGAGUUACUCCUCUCCACAGUUGAAGAAGCCAGUCCCGUUAUAAGCAUUGUGGGACGUUGUGCCGUUUUGGAAUAUCAGGAUUACAUUACCUGUCGUCCCACCGAAUUUGUUGAAAGCGACGUUUAUAUCUGUGAAGCUGCCUACGAUGAGUUACGCAAGUCAUUGCGUAAAUUUACCGCCCCAAAUUCAUUGCGGAGGUUUAUUCACAGUCCAGAAGUGACCCAAGAUGAAAUAUUAUAUUUCAAAGUUCCAAUUAAACCGUCCAAAGAUGUUAAGAAUGGGGAUUUAAAUGAAAGCCUCGGCAUUAUGGAAGAUUCUAUGGAUGGUAAUCCACCUUCGGUUAGUUCAGAUAUUGUAACCACCUCAUCGCCGGCACCAUCCGUCUCCUCCACGCCAAUAUCAUCGAAGGCCAAAAAAACCACCAAGAAGAGUCUCACUGGUUUUAUUCUCUAUUCCAGUGAGCAUAGAAAGGGUGUUUGUACCGCCAAUCCCGAUGCUUCAUUCGGUGACAUUUCUCGUAUGGUUGGUAAUGAAUGGAAAAAUCUACCGGCCAAUGUUAAACAGGCAUGGGAAGAUAGAGCUCAACGCAUCAACGAGGAGACCAAGGCACGUUGUGAACUCAUGGAAGAACAACAAAUGUUGACCAUGAACAAUUGUGCCAGUCCGGGACCAAAUCAAACUGGCGAAAACCAACAGAUUGGUCUCACCUUUGAAUGCCACUGGGAUAAGUGUGACUUUCAAUUUGAAGAUUCGGUCGAUUGUAUGGAACAUUGUAUUGCCGACAAUACGGGCCAUGUACAGCGAACCGCCUCACAGCAAACUGAAAAUGAGUAUUACUGCCAGUGGCGUAAUUGUAUACGCAUGAAGAAGAAUCUGCAGGCUUUCCCAUCGCUGGUGAGGCUUAUCAAGCAUGUGCGUGAGGUGCACUUGACCAAGUGUAGUAAAGUAAUUUUGCCUCACGAGCGCAGUAAAAACUUUGUGCCGCGCAAAAUAAAACCCGCUCAAAUUAUGACACAACAACAGCAAAUGCAGCAGCAACAACAAAUGGGCAAUAAUACAAUGAAUCCAAUGGUGGUCAAUGCAAGUCACUCACCACGUGGUGUGGAACAACAUCAUUAUCCCUAUCAGCAGCAACCACAAAUAUUUGUACCUCCUCCAGAACCAUUAUUUGUUACGGUACCACCAAGGCCUCAACGUGUUCUACACUCGGAGGCGUAUAUCAAAUAUAUAGCCUCGCUGCAAGGUACCACCCAUCAACAGAAUGCUCAAAAUUCGGCCAACUGGAAGAGAGCUUUGACGCCAAUAACACCCGCCGAUAUAACCAAACCCAAGAAUCUCUUACCCUCCCAAUGGUUGGGACGUUAUGCUAGCAGCAAUGCUGAUGAUGUUGUCCGAGCUCUGUGUCACAUGCGCAACUACAUGAUGAACGAUGUACUGCAGAUAGAACGUACAUUGGAUAGCUUUUAAGAA